AUGCCAGCCCCAUACAGCCAAGAUCUACACUGGAGAGCAAUUUUCUUAGCCGAAAUAUUAGAUCUUGAAUUAGAACAAGUAAGUUUUUACCUGCAAAUAUCACAGUCAACAAUAAAACGUUAUGUAAGAAAGUUCAGAGAAAUAGGAAAUGUUAAUACGGCUAUCAUCGGCCGGCCAUACAAUUGCAUAUCGAUGCAUCCUCACGAAGAGCUUGUGAUCAUGGAGAUGGUGCAGCAAUACCCUGAAAAAACCAUUGCCGAAAUACUGGACAAAGUCUACGAGGAAACAGGAUCGCAAAAUGCGUGCUCGACUCUGCACUAUUAUUUGAAGAGGAAUGGCAUAACUCGAAAGAAGGUUGGUAAAUAUGCAAGGGGGCAAGGCAUAACUCAAUAUUAUUUUUAAAAUGAAUUCUACGGAAAUACCUGCAAACUAACAGCAUCGUACAAUCCGACUUUUAAUUACAGCUUACCAAAAUUGCACAACAGAGAUCUGAAGAUGCAAGAGCAGAAUUUCGUGCUUCAACAUGUUUACUCCCCCCAGAAAUAUUCGUUUUUUUAGAUGAAAGUGGCUUUGUAAGUUUAACGACAUUUGCAUUUUUUAUGGGCAAUAAUUUCAACAUGCGGUUAACGGAUAUAUUAAUGCUGUCUUAGUAUACAAUUCAUUUCCUUAAUUAUUCUUGAAUAUUUCCACAGGAUAAGCGAAUCAUGCGAACAUACGGCUACAAUUUGUGUGGACAACCAGCAAAAAUAUAUCGCCGGCAUACACACUGGGGUCCGCGCAUAACAGCAAUUCCAGUGAUAUGUAUGGAAGGCCUUCUAGAUGUUGGUGUCUACCGAGGACACGUAGAUGGCGAAACAUUCCUUGCAUUUGUCAACAAUAUCCUUGCGCCAUGCCUGCUGCCGUUUAAUGGUUAUAAUCCACGUUCCAUUGUCAUACUUGGUACUGUAAAUCACUAUUUUGCUUAUACAGAAUACUGUGUAAAAUUUAAAUUUUUCAAAGGUAACUAACUUUUUUAUUCAUCCAGAUAACGCUGCAAUACAUCACACACAAGAAGUUAUUGAUGCUAUUAAUGCCACUGGGGCAUUGUUAAUAUUCUUGCCAGCUUAUUCGCCCGAUUUCAUGCCUUGUGAAGAGCUAUUUGCACAGACCAAAAGCUACAUUCGUCAAAACGACAUCGCAUGGCAAAAUUGCCCCGAUCCAGAACUGAUGGUAUGGGAAUCAUUUCUCCAGUGCACAGAUGAAGAAAUAAGAAACUACAUACAUCAUGCUGGCUACAUGUGA
Messenger RNA from Paramuricea clavata, 1281 nucleotides. The record is from the annotation of a GenBank genome assembly. Lineage: Eukaryota; Metazoa; Cnidaria; Anthozoa; Malacalcyonacea; Plexauridae.